Messenger RNA from Daucus carota subsp. sativus, 837 nucleotides. RefSeq lists its product as uncharacterized. The transcript is spliced from 3 exons. Bases 130 to 543 code for a protein of 137 amino acids. The record is from RefSeq and is a predicted model, not a curated record. NCBI's taxonomy places the organism in Eukaryota, Viridiplantae, Streptophyta, Magnoliopsida, Apiales, Apiaceae.
AUUAGGAAAAACACAGUAGGCUGUAAUUAGGGGUAGGCCGUUGUUGCGGGCUUUGUAUUCGUCGUUGCAAACUUGCAACUCUCGAGUCUUGAGUUUUGGUGUGUAAAAUACAGAGAGAUAUAGAGGACGAUGAGCGGGCGCGACAGUAACGAAGAAAAGGGUUUACUGUGGAAGCUACCGGCGGUAAAUUCCAAGAAUCUCGGGAAACUCGGUCCUGCUUUCGGCAUCGGCGUCGGCUGUGGCGUUGGUUUCGGCGUCGGUCUCAUGGGCGGCACAGGUUUUGGUGCUGGAUUCCCGGGUCUACAGCUUGGUUUUGGACUUGGUGCUGGAUGUGGGAUUGGGGUAGGCUUUGGCUAUGGUGUUGGAAGGGGUGUUGCUCAUGAUGAAUAUCGGAAAUACACUAAUGUGGGGAAGAUAUUUCAUAGGCCUGGACAUCUCCCUAUCCAGGAUGAGAUCGGGACCCUUGUGGAUGAUCUUGUUGUAAAUACGAAGAAGCUGAUCAGAGCAACCUCCAAAGAGGUGGACAAAUGGAGAAGACUUUGAUACAGUUUGCUAGAUUCCUGUGAUAUUAACACUUUCAGCGUCCCCGUAUCUAUCUCCGGCAAGUCCAGUGAAAUAUAUACAAGAAUGAAGACAGUUAUCGUUUACAAUAUGAUUAUAUUAUCUGCAGACACCAAGCUUUGCACAACCUCAGCAAAUGUACCUAGUCAUUCAUAUACUUGAAGACUGAAGUUAUGCUCUCUUACAGUAUUUUGCUCAACUUCGUUGUUUAGAGUAAAGUCCUAGGAGUGCAAUUCAAUUCAACAGAGGAGGAUAACCUUUGAUGCUAGUUUCUUA